This is a messenger RNA of Morus notabilis, 2622 nucleotides long. Its product is annotated as disease resistance protein RPM1. Gene Ontology annotation, molecular function: ADP binding. The transcript has 3 exons. Lineage: Eukaryota; Viridiplantae; Streptophyta; Magnoliopsida; Rosales; Moraceae. The coding region runs from base 1 to 2622 and encodes 873 amino acids. Gene Ontology annotation, biological process: defense response to other organism. The record is from RefSeq and is a predicted model, not a curated record.
AUGGCAGAGACGUUCUUGAGUCCUGUCAUUGAGAAAUUGCUGGAGCUACUGAUUGAAGAGGCAAAAGCAUUGAAAGGAGUCCGGAAAGAAGUCGAGAGGCUAAAAGAUGAACUGGAGAUCAUCCAGCCUUUCCUUAGAGAUGCUGAGGCGAAAUUGGAGAAAGGGGAAGUGGGAGAUGCGACGAAAGUGUGGUUGAAACAAAUAAGAAAUCAAGCGGAGCGGAUUGAGAAUGUGGUUGAUGAGUACCUUUAUCAUGCUGAACAAAAUCGCUGUGAGGGUGGAUUUAUUACUUCUUUGCGCAAAGUCGGUCACUGCAUUAAAGCUUUGAGGCCGCGUUAUGACAUAGCUUCAGAGAUUGAAGAUAUUAAAGAGGUGCUGGGUGAAAUCAAGGAUAGAGGUAUUGGAUACGGAUUAAGACCUUUGGAACACGGAGCAAGGUGUAGAAUGACGAAUGUUGAAGGACAUGAUCCUCGCUUGAGAUCGCUUUUCAUGGAGGAAGAUGAAAUUAUUUGUAUCGAUGGCGCAUUCGAGGAACUUAUGAGAAGGAUGACGGCAGGACCAUCCUUGCGCUCAGUGACUUCGUUGGUAGGUCAAGGUGGAAUUGGCAAGACAACUCUUGCUAGAGUGGGGGAGAGAAUUGAUGAAGAUUGUACCAGGGAAGAACUAAUUAGUCUUUUGAAGAAACAUCUACAAACAAAGAGGUACGUGAUUGUUUUUGAUGACGUUUGGCAAAGAGAACUUUGGGAACUUAUGAAAUUUGCUUUGCCAAAUAAUGAUAAAGGCAGUAGGAUAAUUAUCACAACUCGUAAUGUUGGUAUUGCCGAUUAUUGCAAUGAAAACCGAUACGAUCUUGUCCAAGAGCUACAAACUUGGUCUUCAGAAAUGGCGUGGAAGCUAUUUUGCAAGAAGGCAUUUCGAAGUGGUGAGUUUGAGGGGUGUUCCCCCAAAGAGUUGGAGCAAUUGUCGCAUGCGAUUAUUAGAAAAUGCCAUGGCUUACCCCUUGCUAUUUCAACCAUAGCUGGUCUGUUGUCGACUACAGAGAAAGUCUCCUCUGAGUGGAGAAAUGUGCUCAAUAAUCUCAAUUCCGAAUAUGAAAAAACUGAUAUUCCAAAUAUCCUCUCCCUAAGUUAUCUUGAUCUACCUUACCACCUCAAACUUUGCUUCCUGUAUUUUGGCAUCUUUCCCGAGGACUUUCAAAUUCUUGAUGUAGUGUUAUAUAAUCUAUGGAUUGCUGAAGGUUUUGUUAAAGAAAGAAAGAACAUGACAUUAGAAGAUGUUGCUAAAGAAUACUUAAAUGAGCUCAUCCAAAGAAACCUGGUUUUGUUUGACAUAGAAUUUGGAGUAAUAAGAGCAUGUAAAGUCCGUGAUUUGAUGCAUGAUAGCAUCUUAACGAGAGCUGGUGAAUUGUGCUCCUGUCAAACUUUAAAUCAAAGUAAGUCCAGUCUUGGAGAAAAGAGCCAUCGUGUUUCAAUUCAUGACACUACGGAAAAUGUUUUGGAAAGAGUUCGAGAUUCUGGGAUUCGGUCUGUAUUUCUUUUCAAUGUUAAGGAAUGUACCAAGUCUUUCUUAGUGGAUUUGUUUGAAAAUUUUAAACUCUUGAAAGUAUUGGAAUUUCAAGAUUCUCCUCUCAGUAGUCUCCCAAGAGAGGUAGGAAAUUUGUUCCACUUGAAGUACCUUUGUUUAGGAGGUACAGAGGUGAAAGUGCUUCCAAAGUCCAUUGGUAAGUUACGCAAUCUACAAACGUUGGAUGUUCAAAAUACCUUAGUGCGGGAGCUACCGGUUGAGGUUAAUAAACUAAGGAAUUUGCGACACCUCCUUGCUAAUUCAUUUGAUGAGAAAAUUCCAUACAGUUUGGAGACAUAUUGUGGCGUGAGGAUUCGGGAAGGGAUCGGAAGGUUGGAGGAGUUACAAACACUAACGAGUGUGGAAGCAUACUCCGACAAAGUUGAAAUGGGCAUGGCUUUUGGACUCUCCAUUGAGAAGCUGAAGCACCUUGAGGUGUUAUAUUUGAACUCCAUCAAUGAGGAUGAAGUUUUAGAUUUAAAAUACAUUUCAUCUCCUCCGCCACUUUUACGUUAUCUAGAGCUGAAUUGUCGACUACAACAGUUGCCAAAGUGGAUUUCAGAGAUUCAUAAUCUACAGGGAUUACAGUUAAAUUUCUCGAGAUUAAUCGACGAGCCACUACAAUACCUCAAAGGUUUGCCCAACUUGGCAUUCCUUGACAUGUAUCAGACAUAUGAAGGAGAUGAAUUGCAUUUUGAGGAAGACGGUUUCCAGAAACUCAAGCAACUUAAAUUAUGCAAGUUGGGAGGUUUAAAGAUGGUUAAAAUAGACAGAAAAGCAUUGCCUCUUUUAGAAAAGUUCGACUUUGGGCCUUGUCCACUGAUGAAGCAGGUGCCUUCCGAUAUUCAGCACCUAACAAACCUCAAAUCUCUUGGAAUUUAUGACAUGCCAAGGGAAUUUGUGGUUUGUUUGCAACCGGAUGGAGGCGCUGAUUACUGUCAAAUUCGGCAUGUACCUUCCGUCACCUUCCAUUAUUACAGGCAAAAAAGAUGGAGUUUUGACGACUACAAUCUCGGUAGCUCUGACUUGUUGAAGCUUCUGCAAGAGCAAGUCAGUUAA